AUGGCGCGGCUCACCGAGGAAAUGGUGAUUGCUCGCUCGAAGCAAUCGGACCUGGCCGCAAUCAAGAAGCUUAACUGUUGGGGUAGCGAAUUGAGCGAUGUUUCCAUCAUUCGACGCAUGCGUGGAGUAGAAGUGCUCGCCUUCAGUGUCAAUCGAAUCAGUACACUAGCGGAUUUCGAAAACUGUAUAAAUCUACAGGAGUUGUACCUCAGGAAGAACAAUCUGACCGACAUCGAUGAGCUGGUUUAUCUACAGAAUCUUCCCAAGCUGAAAUACCUUUGGCUGGAGGAGAACCCGCUGGUCGAUAAUGCCGGACCAAGCUAUCGGCAGAUAGUGUUACGUGCGUUGCCAAACCUCAAGAAGCUGGACAAUGUCGAUGUGACGCCGGAGGAAGUUACCGAAGCGAUGCGGGCGCCGGUCGCCCAACCGCAACGGCACGAAGUGUACGAAAAUCCUUCGCCGCCACCGCCACAACAACAGCAACCGCCGGCGUCCCAGCAGCAAUAUCGCCAGCAGAGUCCUGUUAUAGAGCAGCAGAUGAGCCCGGAAAAUACGGAAUCCGAGUGCAUCAGUGAUCCGGCGGAUCGUGCCUCGAUCCCAUCAUCACCGUUGCAGCGAAGCCCCCCGAACAGGGACUGCUAUUCACCACCGACACAGGCACAGAACUCGCAUGCCUCUUCGCACUACAGCACGAACAAUCACCGCGGUUCCUACCAGCAGUAUGAUAGAUCACCGGGCUCGGACCAGGACAGCCCGGUGUCGGGUUACCGAGAACGGGUACCAAUAGCACCUAGUAUGUCAACGCACUCGAUGAAGGAAUACUACCAGUCGGAUUAUCAGCGCCAGAAUCCUCCUGCCCAUUACCGCCACAGCCAGAUGGAUCUAACCGAGUGGGACGAAUCGUCACCGGCCGGACAUCAUCAGAACAAUAACAAUAACGGUGGCCAACACUCGUCCAACAGUCACCAUCAACAGCAGCAGCAGAACCACGGUCAGUCAAACUAUCAGCAGAACCGACGCAGCAUCGCGGGCAGUACGGUGAACGAGCGGGAACUGUACCAGUAUCGGAACGGUAAUGGCAAAGGUCCCGAAUCGCGCGACGAGUGGGAAGAUGUCGAUCGACGAAGGAAUGAAAACAGGAGAUCCGACUCGCGGUUCAACGAUAGUGCAAGCGUAAUCUCCAAUGCACUGCUGAACCACUUUGCCGGUGUUCAUCGGAGGCCUGUCAGCAGGAACUCUAAUCUACUGUCGGCCACCCUCUGUCUGGUGAAGGAACUCGACUACCCGAGCCUUGAGGUAGUGGAGCAUGCGGUACGGUGUCGCAUCGACGAGCUGGCUGAGUAG
Anopheles marshallii is the source of this 1344-nucleotide messenger RNA. Its product is annotated as nuclear transcription factor Y subunit beta. Gene Ontology annotation, molecular function: protein binding. The record is from RefSeq and is a predicted model, not a curated record. NCBI's taxonomy places the organism in Eukaryota, Metazoa, Arthropoda, Insecta, Diptera, Culicidae. Gene Ontology annotation, biological process: cytoskeleton organization. The transcript is spliced from 10 exons. Bases 1 to 1344 code for a protein of 447 amino acids.